Miscanthus lutarioriparius is the source of this 261-nucleotide messenger RNA. Lineage: Eukaryota; Viridiplantae; Streptophyta; Magnoliopsida; Poales; Poaceae. The record is from the annotation of a GenBank genome assembly.
AUGGAGAAGACCGCACCAAGGCCCUGUACCACCAGGAGGUUGCCAUCGCCGCCGCCUCCGCGGAGGCCGUCUCCUCCGUCCAAGAGGUCGCUGUCUCCUCCGUCCAAGAGGUCACCGUCUCCUCCGUCCAGCAGGAGGUUCUCCACGCGGUCCCGCCCUGAAGGUGUCGUAGAUACACCUCGUCGUCGACAAGAUGGACGCGAGAAUCAAGAAGAUGAGCAACCCAGGACGAUCAACCUUGAGAAAGUCUUGGCAAGCUGA